AUGCACGGGAAGGUGUCUGAAGAGCUCACAAUUCUACUCGUGUUGCCUUCUCUCCUGCUGGUCUUGGGAAGACAGGAGGCUCCUCUCCAGGUGAGUGGGCUCCUAAACCAGUCUGUCACCUUAUCACACCAUCCGAAGCUGACAAACUCUAUCAUAAGAGUGAUCUGGGAACGGAAACGUAAUGGAGAGACCUUAUCAGUGGCAGAAUACCAGGAUCCACAUCUGUCAGUUCAGAGCAAACAGUUCACCAACCGCCUGGAAGCAUCUGAUGGGGGAACAGUAUUGAGAAUCAGAGAGCUGAGGAUGGAGGACAGUGAUGUCUAUAAGGCCUUAAUUACACGUAUUAAUGCAACUGUCAAGACGAUGUGCUUUAAUCUCACUGUCUAUGAACCUGUUCCAUUACCAGACAUAAAAACAGAAGGAGUUAUCAACAGCAAGACUUGGUGUAAUUUUACUCUUCAUUGUUCCGUUCCAAGAAACGUAUCCUCGGGGUCCCUCAGUUGGCUGUACAGAUAUAAAGGCCCUGGGUACCAGCACUAUACUGGGAGAAGCACAGUGGAGAUAUCCCUGCACAAUAGGGCAGACAAUAUGGAAUUGCUAUGUUUGGUACAAAACCCGGGAGAUAAAAAGAAUCAAAGUGUUUAUGUACAUGAUAUCUGCCAUUAUGCUGUGCCGUUAGUGGGACAUUCUGGUAAGUAGAGCU
Messenger RNA from Xenopus tropicalis (tropical clawed frog), 703 nucleotides. Its product is annotated as SLAM family member 5-like. The record is from RefSeq and is a predicted model, not a curated record. Lineage: Eukaryota; Metazoa; Chordata; Amphibia; Anura; Pipidae. The coding region runs from base 1 to 699 and encodes 232 amino acids. The transcript has 3 exons. Gene Ontology annotation, cellular component: membrane.